AUGUUGCCUCUACCCACCAUACUGGACUUGGACAUACUCAACGCGUCUUCCACUCUUGUUAAAAAGGUGGACCCUCAUCAGACCAAUCAAUUACGCGAACAGUGUACCGCCUUCGGCAUCGUUACCGGAAGAUGCGACAGGAAGGCUCUCAUCGACAUGCUAAAGAAGCUCCCCAGCCAGCCUAUCAUCUACGAAGGCUUUACUCGCCAGGACUUGGUCGACUUCACCACUUCCAGACACUUGAAGCUCAGCAAAACUGCUCAGAAACAUCUGGACAAAUGUACAUCCAAGAGCGCCGCGACUGUACAGGGUCCCAACAUGACCGGAGCUGCAUCUCAAGAUCGUCAAGUAAAUCCCAGCAGUGGCGCGCCUGUGACUAAACCCGGUGUCUUCAAAGGCCUGCCUUCUAAGAUACCCAGAACGAUCGCCAUGCCUGUCCGAGGACCUGCGGCCAGAAGAGUCGUCUACAAGUCUCAACGCGUUACUCAGAGGAUACUACAAAGGUCGCUCAAGGCUGCUCAAAGGCUCUCAAGGACAUCCCUAAUUCAAGAGCUGGAGCGUGCAGAUCACGACUUCCAGUUCGACUUCCUCUGUCUACCUGCAGAAGUACGCGAGAUGGUGCUUCGUCUUGUGUGCAUCAACUCUACUACCAUUGUUCACCCCCUACAGCAGCCUGUCAUCGCCAGGACCUGUCGGCUCUUGAGAAACGAAGCAUUAGCUUUGUACUAUGGCAGCAACAGAUUCACCGUGUUUGUCACUCAACCAAAGCCUGGAGUACAGGCGCUAUCUGACAUGAACAGUUGGCUUCAUGACCUUGAGUCAUGUUAUGUUGCUUCCGUGCGCUCUCUCUCCUUUGUAAACUUCAAUGCGUGCAUUAUCCUCGACGUUGACUUUGACAUUCGUGGUCAGAGGUUUGGUAUUGUCCGUCGAACCGCUUACUCGCAUCCAAAUCACCAUCGUGCCUACACACCAAUCGACUUCGAACGGCAGUUACAAGACCUCAUGAAUCACGUGCGUUGGGGCGAGAAGUUGCACAAGUUCUUUCCACGCACGGUCAGCUCGUCCUCGAUGCUCACGGCAUUCAAAACCCUCAUCUUGGAAAGAAUCGAACAAGCUGCUCGAUGGACGACAGUCAAUGGCCGCUCCAUGCUCUGGCACCGUCGUUGGAAGCUCCUUAGUGAGCAGUGGAUUGCUCGCAAAGGCUUCUCAUUGUCUAGCAUCAUAGGAAUUGCAGAGAUCUUGCUCGAACUAGAUUCGGAUGUGAAUAGCCUCUGGUUCGCCAACUUCGAGAAGUGA
Messenger RNA from Aureobasidium vineae, 1296 nucleotides. NCBI's taxonomy places the organism in Eukaryota, Fungi, Ascomycota, Dothideomycetes, Dothideales, Saccotheciaceae. The record is from the annotation of a GenBank genome assembly.